Messenger RNA from Aspergillus puulaauensis, 1863 nucleotides. RefSeq names its product GMC family oxidoreductase. The coding region runs from base 1 to 1863 and encodes 620 amino acids. The transcript has 3 exons. NCBI's taxonomy places the organism in Eukaryota, Fungi, Ascomycota, Eurotiomycetes, Eurotiales, Aspergillaceae. Gene Ontology annotation, molecular function: oxidoreductase activity, acting on CH-OH group of donors; flavin adenine dinucleotide binding. The record is from RefSeq and is a predicted model, not a curated record.
AUGGGCCGCAACCCGCAUACAGACCCCCAGCACUAUGCGACACCGCAACGGCUCGUAGGGCCGCCCGCCACGUCUGCGUCCGCCCAGACGGGGUUGGUAAACUAUGACUACGUGAUCGUUGGCGCCGGCGCAGCAGGCUGUGUGCUCGCCAACAAGUUGUCCGCAGAUAAGAACGUCUCGGUGCUGCUGCUGGAAGCCGGCAGCGACAACACCAAGGUCUUCGAGUCCAAGGUCCCGAUGCUAUUCUCCAAGCUCUUCCACACCCAAAAUGACUGGGAUUACUACACCGUCGAACAAGCCGAGCUUGCCAACCGCCGGCUGUACUGGCCCCGGGGCAAAGUCCUCGGCGGCUCCUCCUCCCUCAACGCCAUGAUGUAUCACCACUGCUCCAGCACCGACUUUGACGAAUGGGCCUCAGUCCACGGCUGCAAAGGCUGGAGCUACGAUGACCUUGCGCCGCAUUUCCGGAUAAUGGAGAAAUUCACCCACAACCCCAACCGCCCGCCCAUCAACCGCCAGCACCGCGGCAGACUCGGGCAAUGGAACACGGGGUAUUCGUGGCUAUCAGAGGUUGUGGAAAAGGGAUUCCUGCCUGCCUGCGAGGAAGCCGAUAUCCCUCCCAACCCUGAUAUCAACUCUCGCGAGGGCACCAUGGGCGUGACGAGGUUCCAGACCUUCAUCGACCCCAAGGGCCAGCGCGCAUCGCUCGCAACGGCCUUCCUCACGCCAGAGGUGCUGGCCCGGCCGAACCUCUAUGUCGCAUGCAACGCCUACGUGACCCGCAUCCUAUUCGACCAGAUCACCAAUCCCCGAGAGCCGCGGGCGAUAGGCGUGGAGUUCCAGAUGGCCCGGGGUGGCCCGCGCUUCGAAGUGCACGCGCGUCGAGAAGUCGUCCUCAGCGCAGGAACAGUCAACACGCCACAGACACUGCUGCUCAGCGGUAUCGGACCAGCCGACGAGCUGAAAGCCCACGGGAUCCCAGUAAUCCAAGCCAACGACGCCGUAGGCCGCAACAUGAAAGACCACCUGUGCACGACCCCCGUCAUCGGCAAGGCGAAGCGCGGCGCCUCCCUCGACUACCUAGGCGAUGGCCUCAACGCCCUCCCGGCCCUGGCGCGCUGGAUGCUUACCGGUGGUGGUCCAUUGACUAGCAAUGUCGGCGAGGCAGCUGCAUUCAUUCGCACCACGGACUACAACUUCCCCCAGACUGUGAACGCUCCCAAGGACAAUGCAUCUGGUGCUAAUGCACCAGAUAUCGAGAUCAUCAGCGCCCCCAUCGCAUUCAUCCAUCAUGGCGAGGAGAGACCAGCUGAUGGGAGUAGCGUGUUUACUCUCGUCCCGAUUGGACUUCGCCCACAGAGUCACGGCACAGUCACGCUGAAGAGUCGCGAUGUCUUCGAUCCUCCCGUUAUCGACCCGAAAUACCUCAGCGACGAAGGCAGCAACGACCGCAACGUCCUCCUCGUCGGCCUCCGCGUCUGCAUCAAGAUCAUCCACAGCCCCGCCUUCCAGAAAUACUUCGAAGCCGUCCCCGUAAACGACGACCCAACCUCCUACUGGUGGCCGUACUCCAGCAGCAACCCGGACAACAUCACCGACGAGCAGCUGCUGCGGUUCAUGGACGCGAAGGCCUUCACGCUGUACCACCCCGUCGGCACGGCGCGCAUGGGGCCGUCACCCGAGAACAGCGUUGUCGAUACCGAGUGUCGGGUGCACGGUGUUAGGGGGCUGAGGGUUAUGGAUGCGAGUGUGUUUCCUGAGCAGAUUAGUGGACAUCCCACUGCUCCUAUUGCGGCUAUGGCGGCGAAGUUGGGCGAGAUGAUGAAUGUGGGUAGGGGGGCGCCUGUUGCUGCGAGGUUGUGA